This is a messenger RNA of Scutellospora calospora, 1734 nucleotides long. The record is from the annotation of a GenBank genome assembly. NCBI's taxonomy places the organism in Eukaryota, Fungi, Glomeromycota, Glomeromycetes, Diversisporales, Gigasporaceae.
UCUAAUGACGGAUGCGCAAAUAUUCAUAAUGAUUAUACGACAAAAGGUUCAAGGAUUUUUAAUUAUACGGACGUUAGUAACUGCUACAAGAGUAUCCAAUAUGAUGUAGGGGUUGCUAAUCAGACGAUUCAAACAUUAAAUGGAAUUUUUAACGGAUUCUAUCCUUUUUUGGACAUGGCAAGAAAUCCACCACCAAAUGGAUUUAAUUAUAGUUCAAUGAAUAUAACAUUUGAGUUAGAUCGUUUAUUAAACAAAACUUAUGGAACUUUGGUUCAAUUUAUGACCGACGUUAAAAAUGUCACUAAUCAAUUGAAAGAUGGGCACACAAAUUUUGUGACAAGUUGUUUUUCAACAUUCGCUUUUUUUUCCAAUAUAACACUAUAUUCCACUAUUGGUACAAAUGGUAUUCAGACUAUAAAAGUCCGUAAUGAUUCUAUAGAUCCCUCUAACAAUGAUUGCGAAGUAACUCUUAUUGAUGGCAUUCAAGCAUUUCAAGUGAUUUACGAAUUUGCUCGAGAUUCUGUUUUUAUUUCAAGAGACAUUGGUGUGCGAUUUAAUAUAGCUCUUGAUGAUGUUGAUGCUGACAACUCAUUUUCAUAUAGAUUAACUUUACCACCAACAUCAAACAUUACGUAUAAACUCAAUUGUAAUAAUACUGUAAAGGAUAUUACCAGAUUUUGGAUAGCCAUGAGUAUUCCUGAAAUUUUAAACUUGUUUAAUGAUUCGAAUACUUUUUUAAAAAAUCGUUGCAAAAUCUCUACUACAAAUCAAACAUUAUCCCAAAGAGGGUUAAAUGAAACACAGAGUAUUGGAAUUUUCGAUAUUACUCAAGAAUAUAAGGGUGAUCAUUAUUACCCAGAGAAAUCUAUAAAUAUAACCACAACCAGAACUAUCCCUGAAUUUAUUAGUUUUUUCAAAAAUGAUAGUCUUGGAUUUGUUAAAAUAUUUACUGAAAAAGUCAUUUUAAAUGACACUGUAGCUAUAAAUACAAUUAAAGGAUUUGAAGAAUUAGCAACUUCGGGAGUUAAGAAGGUCGUUCUUGAUUUAUCUAAUAAUUUUGGUGGUUCGAUUGCAGUUAGUGCCUUUAUCAGCUUGAUCUUAUUUCCAAAAGCCAAUCCUUUCUUUGAUUAUGAUUUUAGAGCCACUAAAUCACUUGAAUUUGCACUAGACAAUGGUGUUUUAUUUAACAGAACUGAAUUUAUAUCAACUAAUAAUGAUCUAAUUGGUAAUAAUUCUUACACACGUGGUAAUAUUACGGAAAGUUAUUCAAAUAAGUUUUCUCCAAAUAUUUUAGAUUUACUCACUAGUUUUAUAGCACAAUAUUUGAAAACACCAAUUCCUUGGACAUCUAAUGACAUUAUUAUUUUGACAAAUGGUGUGUGCGGAUCAGCUUGCGCUCUUAUAGCUGAACUUGCAGCUGAGAAUAAUGUGUCUACUGUAGCAGUUGGUGGGAUUGCAAACACAUCGCUAUCAUAUUUUUCUUUUCCCGGAGGAUUCUAUAUCAAUUCAUCAUUGAUAUUGGGAUUAAAUUCAUCGAACAAUAAUUUGAUACCUAAACCUUUUCCUUUGGAUGCAUAUAUUACACUUCCUUAUACAGAAGUUUAUAGUAAAAUACUCCCUGACCAACCAUUGGAAUUUCUAUAUAAUCCAGCUAAAUAUAGAUUGUAUUACGAUCAAGAUUGUAUUCAGAAUCCAUCUAUAUUAUGGUCGAAGGCAGUUGCUUUGCUAAAAUAA